AUGCUAAUCAAGAGAUUAAGUAACGCCAUUGCCAAGUAUAGAUUCUCCAAAGAAAUUCUUGAUUUUGCCAAACCCACUCCUACCAAGCAACAACUCACCUAACAUCCUCUCAAUUAUAUGGUCUUACAUCCAAUUGGAUCUCAAAACAAAGGUCCUGAAUUGGAAUUCUAUAUGGCCGAAGAAGCCAUUGGACUAUCUAAAUAAUUGAAUUGGACUCUUGUUUAAGGACCUUUCGGAUGGAACGAUUAAACUACAGACACGAGCACUAGCCAAGAAAAGGUUCAAUAAGAUUCAUAAGAUAAUCAAUCACAAUAAUAAAGAGAAUAGUAAGAAUUCCAAGAGGAUGAUCUAGGAUAGGAAUGGAGAAAUUACAUUGUUGGAAAUUCCAUAGUCAAAUCAUCCCUUGUCAAAUUGCCCGGUAUUCAUUCUACCACAUUCUUCACAAAAGCUAAACUUGGGAUGUUAGGACUACAUAUUUAAUCAAAAGGGAUUAAUGCUGUGUUCAUAAAUACUGAAUUAACAUCAUUACAAACUAGAAAUUUGAAAAAAGUAUGGACUUAAUAUUCAAAAGGAGAAAUAGCAUCUGGCAUUACAGAAGAUUUCAUUGAUAAUAAUGAGAAUAAUAAAAAUGCAGAAGAGUAAGCAAAAUCUGAUUCUGAAGCUACUUCUGUUUAGGUAUAUGAUCGGUUCACUAUGAUUUUAUAAUUAUUUGCCAAAAGAUCUACAUAAGGUGUUUCAAAAUUGCAAAUUGAAUUAUCAUUUCUCAAAUUUGCAAAGGCAAAAUUAGAAACAGGAGAUAGUAGUCUUUCAUCACUCGCUUCACUCUUCAAAGAACAACUAAUGGUGGCUAAGGAAAUUGAUGUUGAAAUUCUCUCUAUCUAGCAAAAGAACAGAUAAGGAAGAGCUAAUGAAAACAAUGAACUUUAAUAAUAAAGAAGAAUUAUAGAUGAUAAAAUAGAAAAAGUUAAAUAACUCAUUGAAGAAGAAAGUUAAACAAGAUUAAAAAUUAAACGUAAGAUUCAUGCUCAUACUAUUCCCAAAAUUGCAUUGAUUGGAUUUACAAAUGCUGGUAAGGCUUAACUAUUAAACUGCAUAUUAUAAAAGGAUGAAGUUGAGAGCAAAGAGUAAAUUUCUUAAUUACUUAGUACAAAUCAAAAAUCUGUAAGAUUAGCUUCAGGAUAGAAAGCAAUUAUAAUAAAUACAAUCGGAUUCAUUACAGAUCUACCUCAGGAUUUAAUAGAAGCAUUUAAGUCUACUCUAGGAGAAGUAUAAGAUGCUGAUAUUGUGUUACACAUUAGGGAUAUCUCGCAUCCACAUAGUGACAAGUAAAAGCAAGUUGUCUAUAAUGUCUUAAAGGAUUUAGGAUUUAACUAAGAUUUCUUCAAUUAGAAAAUGGUAACUUUACAUAUUAAUCUAGAUUGAAGUAUGGAAUAAAAUCGAUUUGAUGAAAUACUCUUUAGAUUAUGAUUAGAUUGAAUCUUAGGAUUAUCCCAUUGUGCCUAUUAGUGCACUUUUGAAUAUUAAUAUUAAAAAGCUUCUUUAAGUUAUGGAGGAAAAGUCUAAUUAUAAUAUGAAUAAGAAACUAUAUAGAUUAAGAUAUAAUAUAGAUUAACAUUUUGAAAGACUUAGAUGGUUAUAUGAUAUUGGUAAUAUUUCAGGAGUAAAGAAUGAAGUGUAAAAGCCUCCUGUUAAGAAGGGAGAUCCUACUAUUAUAGAAUACGAUGUCAUCAUAGAUGAAGUCACUUACAAUAGAUACAUAGCCACCUUUUAACCUGAAAUAAGAAUUAAAAAGAAUUAAGGAAUCUCUCCAUAAGGUUGGAAAUGA
Messenger RNA from Paramecium octaurelia, 1825 nucleotides. NCBI's taxonomy places the organism in Eukaryota, Ciliophora, Oligohymenophorea, Peniculida, Parameciidae. The record is from the annotation of a GenBank genome assembly.